Messenger RNA from Penicillium egyptiacum, 462 nucleotides. Lineage: Eukaryota; Fungi; Ascomycota; Eurotiomycetes; Eurotiales; Aspergillaceae. The record is from the annotation of a GenBank genome assembly.
AUGCCAGCCCCCGCGUCCACUCAAGCAGCAACGCUGCAGCGCUUCAUAUCCGCAUGGGAGAAAUGGGAAGCCCAAGAAUGGAUAUCCACCUUUUCUGACGACUUUCAACAAGUCACCAUGCCUCUUGGCUUAAACAUUCCCCCUCGUUCACGGAAAGAAGUUGAGGUCAUUUUGCCUGCUCUUAUGGCCACAGUAAAUUCCUACGAGCUCACAAUCCACCAUGUUGUCCACGACCCCGAGCACAACAAGGCUGCUGUAUACGCUACAUCCAAGGGACUUCUCCCGUGGGGAGACUGGAAUUUGGAGUACUCGAUAUUUAUAACCUUUACGGAAGACGGGGAAAAGGUGGCUAGGCUAGAAGAGAUGCUCGAUACCGCAUUUUUGCAGGACUUUGGACCGAAGUUUGGAAAGUACUUGCAGGAUCAUGGGGGGCCGAUUGCUGUUGCUGCUGGGCAAAAUUGA